AUGUCGACAGUGCCGCCCACAACCGGGUCCGUGUCGGAGGCCGACUAUGAGGCGCUCGUCCUCAAGCUGCACGAGAUUCAGGCUGUCAAGUUUGGGGAGUUCAAGCUGAAGAGCGGGCUCAUGUCUCCCGUGUAUGUGGACCUUCGCAUCAUCGUCUCCUACCCGCAAAUCCUGCACCGCGUCGCGGAGGCCAUGUGGGACCGGGUGCGGGAGACUGAGUUUGACGUGAUGUGCGGCGUGCCCUACACCGCCCUGCCCAUCGCCACCUGCAUGUCGGCGCUGCACGGCACCCCCAUGCUCAUGCGCAGGAAGGAGGUCAAGGACUACGGCACCAAGAAGGCGAUUGAGGGCGCCUUCACCCGCGGCCAGCGGUGCCUGAUUGUGGAGGACCUGGUGACCAGCGGCAUGAGCGUGCAGGAGACGGUGGAGCCGCUGGAGAAGGAGGGCCUGGUGGUGUCGGAUGUGGUGGUGCUGAUUGACCGGGAGCAGGGCGGGCGGGCGCGGCUAACCUACAUCCUCGACACGCUGGUGCAGCACAGCCUGGUGACGCCAGACGUGGCGGCCAAGGUGCGGCAGUUCAUUGCCGACAACCAGACCGACAAGCCGGGCGUCAUCCCUGCAGCAGCAGCGCCGCCGCCAAAGCCCAAGCGGCUGCGGUACGAGGAGCGUGCCGCCUUGGCAAAGAACCCGCUGGGCAGCAAGCUGUUUGAGCUGAUGGCUCGCAAGAAGAGCAACCUGUCGGUGGCGGCUGAUGUGGCGACUGUGGAGGAGAUGCUGGAGCUUGCCGACAAGGUCGGGCCGCACAUCUGCGUGUUCAAGACCCACGUUGAUGUGUUUGACAAGUGGAGCGACGAGUACGCUGCGCAGCUGCGGCAGCUGGCCGGCAAGCACGACUUUAUGAUCUUUGAGGACCGCAAGUUUGCCGACAUUGGCAACACGGUGGUGAUGCAGUACGGCGGCGGUAUCUACAAGAUUGCUGACUGGUCCGACAUCACCAACGCACACCUGGUGCCCGGCUCAGGCAUCAUCGACGGCCUCAAGCAGGUGGGGCUGCCCAAGGGCCGCGGCCUGCUGCUGCUGGCCGAGAUGAGCUCCAAGGGCACGCUGGCGCGAGGCGAGUACACCGAGGAGGUGGUGGCGGCGGCGGAGGCCAACCAGGACUUUGUCAUGGGCUACAUCUCGGUGUCGCCGUCCAGCUGGAAGAACGGCCCCGGGUCGCCCGGCCUGAUCCACAUGACGCCCGGCGUGCAGCUGUCGGCCGGCGGCGACGCGCUGGGGCAGCAGUACAACACGCCUGCCUCGGUCAUCGGCGAGCGCGCCAGCGACGUGAUCAUUGUGGGGCGCGGCGUGAUCAAGGCGGCCGACCCCGCCGCCGCCGCCGCAGAGUACCGCCUCGCGGGGUGGACCGCUUACGAGCAGAGCCUGGCAGCCUGA
Messenger RNA from Chlorella variabilis, 1434 nucleotides. RefSeq lists its product as hypothetical. Gene Ontology annotation, molecular function: orotate phosphoribosyltransferase activity; orotidine-5'-phosphate decarboxylase activity. Bases 1 to 1434 code for a protein of 477 amino acids. The transcript is spliced from 13 exons. NCBI's taxonomy places the organism in Eukaryota, Viridiplantae, Chlorophyta, Trebouxiophyceae, Chlorellales, Chlorellaceae. Gene Ontology annotation, biological process: 'de novo' pyrimidine nucleobase biosynthetic process; 'de novo' UMP biosynthetic process. The record is from RefSeq and is a predicted model, not a curated record.